ACAUGACGGCCCAAGAACUUCCCUGAUAUUCUCAAACUGAAACCCUAAAUGAGUUCAAAUUCUAACAAAGCCAACUCCACUCUCAACUCUCUAGGGCUCACACUCUCACCGCCUUCUCCAUGGGAGGAGUUGGAGCAGCAGCAACAAACUCGGAUGAUCGGUACACCUUUGAGAAAGUAUCUGUUUGGUGGGAUCUAGAAACCUUCAAAGUCCCAAAUGAUGUAGAUCCUUGCCAUGUUUCAGCUAAUGUCCAUUCGGAACUUAUUCGAAUGAACUACCAUGGUUCCGUUUCCUUCUUCUGCUACGCCGACGUAAAUAACCUUCCUGAUUCUGUAGCCAUUGCUCUCCAAUCCACCGGAGUUCACAUCACACAUGUUCCAGUCGCCGAUGACAAAGAUGUAAUUUCUAAGAGGAUCCUUGUCGACAUGAUGCUCUGGGCAAAGGACAACCCUGCACCUGCAAGUUAUUUAUUGAUUUCGGGUGGUCACGAUUUUUCUUAUGGCAUCUAUCGACUCCGAUUGAUGAACUAUAAUAUUCUACUUGCUACACAACCCCAAAAUGUAUCUUUAAGCCUACUUGUGGCUACUAAGAAGCUAUGGGUUUGGACUCGUCUUGCAGCUGGAGGACCUUCAUUAUCCGAUGAAGAAUACGAACAGCUCUUAUCUGAGAUGCAAGCCAAAGAAAACUCAGAGAAGUAAUUGCAUAUAUAUCCUACUGGAUCUAACUUAGAAUUCCCUUGUCUAAUGCUUAUGCUUAAUUCAGUCUUCCUAUAUAAUGUCAUUUUUACAAUGAUUAUAACAUACUCCA
Messenger RNA from Vicia villosa (hairy vetch), 807 nucleotides. RefSeq lists its product as uncharacterized. Bases 120 to 698 code for a protein of 192 amino acids. NCBI's taxonomy places the organism in Eukaryota, Viridiplantae, Streptophyta, Magnoliopsida, Fabales, Fabaceae. Gene Ontology annotation, biological process: regulation of gene expression. Gene Ontology annotation, molecular function: RNA nuclease activity. The record is from RefSeq and is a predicted model, not a curated record. The transcript is spliced from 2 exons. Gene Ontology annotation, cellular component: peroxisome.